GUCGGCGCGCGGCGCGGCUGGGCGCUAAGAUGGCGGCGGCGUGAGUUGCAUGUUGUGUGAGGUUCCCGGGGCCGCCGCGUCGCUCGGGCCUCGCCAUGGCCGUCACCAUCACGCUCAAAACGCUGCAGCAGCAGACCUUCAAGAUCCGCAUGGAGCCUGACGAGACGGUGAAGGUACUAAAGGAGAAGAUAGAAGCCGAGAAGGGUCGUGAUGCCUUCCCGGUGGCUGGACAGAAGCUCAUCUAUGCCGGCAAAAUCCUGAGUGAUGAUGUCCCCAUCAGGGACUAUCGCAUCGACGAGAAGAACUUUGUGGUCGUCAUGGUGACCAAGGCCAAAGCUGGCUCAGGCACCUCAGCACCCCCAGAGGCCUCACCCACUGCUGCUCCGGAGUCCUCCACAAGUUUUCCACCAGCCCCUGCCUCCGGCAUGUCCCACCCUCCACCGACUACCAGAGAGGACAAGAGCCCUUCGGAGGAAUCAGUCCUCACCACAUCCCCGGAGUCUGUUUCAGGCUCUGUUCCCUCUUCAGGUAGCAGCGGGCGAGAGGAAGAUGCGGCCUCCACACUAGUGACUGGCUCUGAGUAUGAAACGAUGCUGACAGAGAUCAUGUCCAUGGGUUACGAGCGGGAGCGGGUCGUGGCUGCCCUCAGAGCCAGCUACAACAACCCCCACCGAGCUGUGGAGUAUCUGCUCACGGGAAUUCCUGGGAGCCCUGAACCAGAGCACGGCUCCGUCCAGGAGAGCCAGGUGUCGGAGCAGCCGGCCACAGAAGCAGCAGGAGAGAACCCCCUGGAGUUCCUGCGGGACCAGCCCCAGUUCCAGAACAUGCGGCAGGUGAUUCAGCAGAACCCGGCACUGCUGCCCGCCCUGCUCCAGCAGCUAGGCCAGGAGAACCCUCAGCUCUUGCAGCAAAUUAGCCGGCACCAGGAGCAGUUCAUCCAGAUGCUGAAUGAGCCCCCCGGGGAGCUGGCUGACAUCUCAGAUGUGGAGGGCGAGGCGGGCGCCAUAGGCGAGGAUGCCCCGCAGAUGAACUACAUCCAGGUCACGCCGCAGGAGAAGGAGGCCAUAGAGCGGUUGAAGGCCCUGGGCUUCCCAGAGAGCCUGGUGAUCCAGGCCUACUUCGCCUGUGAGAAAAAUGAGAACUUGGCUGCCAACUUCCUCCUGAGUCAGAACUUUGACGACGAGUGACGCGGGGAGGCCAGGCCACCCACCGCCCCGUCCCACCCCCGCUCCACAAAAGUUUUAUAAAAGAAAAAAGUAUAUAUAUAUAUUCAUGUUUAUUUAAGAAAUGGAAAAAAAAAUCAAAAACCAUUUUAAAAAAAUAAUAAAACACACACAUACCCCAACUUUCUGCCCUCCUAAAGCGGCCCCCACUCCUCUCACAGCCUAAGAAGACCUGGGCCCGACAGCUGUCCCCUACUCCCCGCAUGAAGGAGCUGGCAGGACCGGGAGGUGACAGAUGGGCCCCUCUUGGCCUCCGUCCCAGCUCCCCGCAGCCAGAUGGAGAGGCAGCUGCGUGCCGCCUCAGCUCCCCGAAGAGCCCCUGAGACCUCCCCCUGGCCUCCUCCAGGCUGAGUGGGAAGCUGGAACCCCCAAAACUUUGAUCCUCCAUUGAACUGGCCCAGAUUAGUCUACCUGGGGCGGGUGCUUGGGGUCCCCACGCUGGCCUCUGCCUGCCUUCAGCUCGCAUUUGCUGGAACAGGGAGGUCCAGAUUGUUCUGCCUGGGGAAGGGUUAACACCGGGGCCCUCUGGAGGCUGAGCCCACCUUUUCCCCCCAGAAUGAGACUGUCUCUAUGAUAAAGGUUUUGAAGUGAAUAAAGUUUUAAAAACUA
This is a messenger RNA of Choloepus didactylus (southern two-toed sloth), 1832 nucleotides long. RefSeq names its product RAD23 homolog A, nucleotide excision repair protein (gene RAD23A). Bases 96 to 1187 code for a protein of 363 amino acids. Gene Ontology annotation, biological process: nucleotide-excision repair; proteasome-mediated ubiquitin-dependent protein catabolic process. Lineage: Eukaryota; Metazoa; Chordata; Mammalia; Pilosa; Megalonychidae. The transcript has 9 exons. The record is from RefSeq and is a predicted model, not a curated record. Gene Ontology annotation, cellular component: cytosol; nucleoplasm. Gene Ontology annotation, molecular function: damaged DNA binding; proteasome binding; ubiquitin binding.